Molecule: messenger RNA, 615 nt
Organism: Striga asiatica
Lineage: Eukaryota; Viridiplantae; Streptophyta; Magnoliopsida; Lamiales; Orobanchaceae
Source: the annotation of a GenBank genome assembly
AUGGCCCAGCAGCCGAACAACCUCUCGUCCCAACAGACAACUUGCGGCCCAACAGCUGAACAGGCCCAGCUGCCAAUUUUUGAGCCAACUGUGCACCAUUUUAUGUUUACAAAAGCCCGCAGCUUGUCAAAAUUGGGCCCAAAAUUAGGCCGACUUGAUUAUCUUCAGGAUCCUUUUGCGGCCACCGAACCUGCUUCCGCCGGCAUCGUGCUACUGCCGCCACCCUGUGCUCGUCGGGACCCGACCUGGCUGCCACCAACAUCUCCACCCUCGACCUUAAAUCAUAGCACUCGCUGGGCCGACCUCACGAUGGCCCAAAUUGCAACUCGUGUCUUUCGCGGCGACCGAACCACAGAUGCGGUGGCUGACCAAAAACGUCUCCAACGGUACAAUUGCCCGGGCCAGCUCCCAAUUGUUUACCUCCGCGAGAGAGGCUCGUCUUGGAUAGUAGAGGCCACGUGGGAGUCGUUGUCCCUUCGGCUAGAUCAGAGAAUCCGAAAAGCGGUGCUGCUCGUUGGUCGGGAAAUCGAAGAAAUUUGGCCAGCUGGGUUGUUGUUCCGUCGAGAAAUCAAAGAAAUCCAGCGGGCUGUUGGUCGGAAAAUUGAAGAAAUCUGA